Molecule: messenger RNA, 1859 nt
Organism: Mixia osmundae IAM 14324
Lineage: Eukaryota; Fungi; Basidiomycota; Mixiomycetes; Mixiales; Mixiaceae
Product: glycosyltransferase family 15 protein
Exons: 5
Coding region: 246-1481 (411 amino acids)
Biological process (GO): cell wall mannoprotein biosynthetic process; protein N-linked glycosylation
Cellular component (GO): membrane; Golgi apparatus
Molecular function (GO): alpha-1,2-mannosyltransferase activity
Source: RefSeq, a predicted model, not a curated record
CGACGACGAAAUUGCGCGACAGCACGGGACACAGCCGGGACAGCGGACGGGUUGCGAGCUUGGCCCGGAAAGCAGACCGUUCGGAGAUGCCCCCGUGCCUAUAAAUCGGCAGACGAGGCUAUGGUCCGGCCAAGUGAGCACUAAUAGAUUGCAAAAGUACAGCACAGGCCUCCCUAGACGACCAUAACUACUCCACAACGACCACCUCUCGCAGGGCUGAUUGGACUGGUCACGUCUUGAUACUCAUGCCGCCCGCUCGGUAUGAACGAGUCCGGACAAACGGCUAUGAUGCCGUCCAUGAACACCCGACGAGCUCGACAGCGUUCACGAGCGACAGUGGCCAAGAACAACGCGAACGAGGCAAACGGCGGCUCAUCGGCUCCCUUGCUCUCCUCGCACUUGCCAUACUUUUCCUCUGUUUCUUGGGCGGGACCGGUGUUCGUUCUAUGUUGCAAGAACCUCAGCUGUCGAUCGAUCCGGCCAUGCGUGGCUGUUCUGACACGAGCCUGACGACUGCUCUGCCACGGGAGAAAGGCGUCAUUCUCAUCCUCGCAAGGAACUCGGAUAUGAAAGAGCUCAUGCCGACCUUGGUCAACUUUGAGCAACGUUUCAACAGAUUCUUUCGUUACCCGUACCUCUUGCUCAACGAAGAGGAGUUCACUGAGGAGUUCAGGUCGAACAUUCGCGAUUCGCUGCCAGCCAAUGCUGCGGUGCAGUACGACAGAGUCAUGCCUAGCGAGUGGAACAUACCCAGUCAUCAGAACGCUACCCAUUUUAGAGAGAGCUUUGCCCGCCAAGCAAAGCAAGGCGUUCAGUAUGCCGGUCUUGAGAGUUACCACAAUAUGUGCAGGUUCUAUAGCGGUACCUUUGCGCGACACCGUUCUCUGGCACCCUAUGAUUGGUAUUGGCGACUCGAGCCGGGAGUGACUUUUUAUUGUGACAUUACAUAUGACCCUUUCCGGUUCAUGGCAAUCAGACGCAAAGUCUACGGCUUCGUCAUCACGAUCAAGGAAAGCGCCAACACGAUCCCGACGCUCUUUAGACAUGUCCAGAACUACCGGUACGCCCAGCAUAUGACGCCAAGCUCAUUGUGGCCCUUCGUCAUCGAGCAGGGCGCCCUCACGGAGAGCUACAAUCGCUGUCACUUUUGGACAAAUUUCGAGAUUGGCGAUCUGCGCUUCUUUCGCUCGGUCUCCUACCAGAACUUCUUCAAAGCCUUGGACGAUACAGGUCACUUCUACACCGAAAGGUGGGGCGAUGCGCCUGUACGCACUCUUGCGCUCGCUCUCCUCGCGGGCCGGGAGAAAGUCCACUACUUUGAGGAUUUCGCGUACAAUCACGACUUCUUCACCCACUGUCCCCGCCCGAAGAACCUCGGCUGCAACUGCUCCUGCCCACCCGAGAGUAGCGCACACUGGGAUAUCGACAGGAAUGAGCAGCACAGCUGCGUACCACAGUGGCGCGACGUGGUCAAGCGCUAGUGACUGCUCCUCAACGGGUUCGAGGAGCUAGACGGCAGCUCGACUACCGCCCGCAGUACAGCCUUGCCGUGCCUGCGACGAUCUAUGCGGCAGUAGCGGACAAGAAAAGCUGCUGACCAUUGUGCCUAUUCGUGCGUCGGCAAGAGGACGGCAGAAUGUGGCUCGGAUCUAUACUCGACGGCCUCGUCUGCUGUUCGUAGCACACUUGCGAGUCUGCGCAAUAUUUAGACAUAGUCCACACGAUGCGAGUUCUGCAAGUCCGGUGGGCAGGAUCGAUCAGGCGAUCCUUUGGCGGUCAAACCGUCCGUAAUUUCUGAUGCUAUGAUGUAUGUUGUGCACACGUUGCAAUUGUUCGCACCAGCGAUACAACUCAGUCCC